CAAUAAAAGUAAAACUCUGGGGGUGGGGCAACGGGGUGAGGACAACAACAAUAACGUCAACACAUGAUAGACAUAACCUACAAAGUUGUGACCCACGCCAAAUUUUUUCUUGCUGUGAAAAUGGCUGGUGAAAUAAUAGUAGAUGCCUUACCUUACAUAGAUCAAGGAUAUGACGAACCUGGAGUUAGGGAAGCGGCUUUUGCAAUGGUCGAGGAAGAAUGUCGUCGUUACCGACCAACUAAGAAUUAUUUGGAACAUUUACCGCCCCUCAAUGUAUCUUCCUUUGAAACUCCAAUGAUACACAAUGAAUUUGAACGGUUACAAAAUCGUUUGCCUAUGGAUACCCUCUCAAUGAAACGGUACGAAUUGCCGCCCCCUCCAAGUGGAAAAUUAAACGAAGUGGGGGCAUGGCUUGAAUGUGUGGAUAAUUCCCAAGCUCAGUUGGAACAUCAAGCAGUUCGAAUUUUAAAUUUACAAUUAAUGUUGGAAUAUUGUUGUCCCGCUUGGCAAAGGUAUUUACAAACAUUGACUGAAUUAGAAAAGAAUGCAUCAAAAAAGCUAGCAGACUUAAGGCAACAGUUGCAAGAAGUAAAUUGGCAGAGGAAAUCAUUACAAACCAAAGGUGGUGAAGAAUUAAAAAAUUUAGAAGCUAAAUGGGUAGCGUUAGUUUCACAUAAUUAUGAAAUUGAACAAGCAUGUUGUAUGGCAGAAGAAUACUUGAUUCAAUUGAAACAAAACCCCCUUCUCCACCAGAAUCCCCAGCAAGAUGAUAAUUGAAAAUUAGUUUUGAAUGUAAAUUUUCUUGUAUAUGUGCACAUACUUUUAUUUUAAAAAUAAAAUAAAUUCAACAGAA
Messenger RNA from Zophobas morio, 853 nucleotides. Its product is annotated as pre-mRNA-splicing factor SPF27-like. The coding region runs from base 64 to 777 and encodes 237 amino acids. Gene Ontology annotation, cellular component: Prp19 complex; precatalytic spliceosome; catalytic step 2 spliceosome. The transcript has 2 exons. The record is from RefSeq and is a predicted model, not a curated record. Gene Ontology annotation, biological process: mRNA processing. NCBI's taxonomy places the organism in Eukaryota, Metazoa, Arthropoda, Insecta, Coleoptera, Tenebrionidae.